CUGAAUUAUCAUCGUAAGUUGUCUAGAUAGAACACGAGCAUAACUAAAGUUAUAAGGGAUCACAAUACCAGUCUUUCUUAAGUUGAACAUAUAAAGGCAUAUUCAAACAGAGAAGAUGCCAGGUCGAAUGGAAGGCAAGGUUGUGGUGUUGACGGCGGCCGCCCAGGGCAUCGGCCGUGCAGCCGCAGAGACAUUUGUUCGAGAAGGUGCCAAUGUGAUCGCCAGUGACAUACAGACAGACAAACUGAAGGAGUUAGAGAGUCUAGGAGUCGACUGCCGGAAGCUGGACGUCAUGGACUCUGACGCCGUGAACGCAUUUGCAGCCUCCAUCCCACGAGUAGAUGUCCUUUUCAACUGUGCCGGGUUUGUGUUCCACGGGACGAUACUGGACACGGAGGAGAAGGACUGGGAUUUCUCAUUUGACCUGAACGUGAAGAGCAUGUACCGCAUGUGCCGCGCCAUUCUACCCAAGAUGAUUGAACAGAACGGCGGGACAAUUGUCAACAUGUCUUCAGUAGCAUCCAGCAUCAAAGGAGCGCCAAACCGUUGCGUGUACGGAACGACGAAGGCGGCGGUGAUCGGACUCACGAAGGCGAUCGCAGCCGACUAUGUGUCCAACAACAUCCGGGCAAACUGCAUAUGUCCAGGAACUGUGGACACCCCAUCCCUUCAGGGACGUAUCCAAGCGCAGCCUAACCCAGGCGAGGCGCGCAAGGACUUCCUGGCGAGACAAAAGAUGGGCCGCCUCUGUACUGCACAGGAAGUAGCCAAUCUCAUCCUCUUCCUCGCUUCUGACGAGUCCUCGUACAUCACGGGCGACGCGUGUGUAAUUGACGGUGGAUGGAGUCUGUAGGUAACCUAGCUACACGCUGGUGCUCUCUUUAGGGACUCGACAGUGCAAAUUGCCCGAGACAUACAUUUCUCUUGAUCCAUCAAGUGUUUCAUUCAUGAACUAGAACUAAUAAACGUAAUUACACAU
This is a messenger RNA of Mya arenaria, 979 nucleotides long. RefSeq names its product dehydrogenase/reductase SDR family member 6-like. Lineage: Eukaryota; Metazoa; Mollusca; Bivalvia; Myida; Myidae. The transcript has 9 exons. The record is from RefSeq and is a predicted model, not a curated record. Gene Ontology annotation, cellular component: cytoplasm. Gene Ontology annotation, molecular function: oxidoreductase activity, acting on the CH-OH group of donors, NAD or NADP as acceptor. The coding region runs from base 116 to 853 and encodes 245 amino acids.